AUGCUUCGUCAAGGCCCCUUCGUCCCGUCCCUCCCGGCGGUGCUCUCUUCUCCUGCCACUGCCUCCGUCCUGCUCCAGCGCUUCUCCUCCGCCGCCGCGCCGCGGCCCCUGAGAUCCCGCGGCGGCCUCCGCCCCCCAUGCGGCAACUCCGGCGGCGGCGCCGCCGGUACGGGCGACGGGCUAAGAGGCUUCCUCGGGGAGCAGGUAGAGGCCCUCUUGAAGAAGGAGGAGAAUCGGGCCCUCCUCGACGGGCUGGAGGAAGCCUCCAGCCGCGUGGACGCCGCUCGCCGCGCCCUCGCCGACAUCCAGCGGCAGGAAGCCGAGGCCGCCCGUGCCAAGGAGUACAUCCUCCAGCUCCAGAGCCGCCAAUCCGAGGUCCCCCGCCUUCUACCUUCCCUUCUCCUCAUGGGUAGAGGAAUCACAGUUGUUCUUAUUCACGCGGCAUUUGAUCAGGACCCGAUGCUUCUCUCCAGAUUGAAGAAACCCAGAGGGAGCUAUUGGAGGCGAGGAGCAUGGUGGAGGAAGCAGAGCGUUCCCUCUCGCCAAAUAUGGGGGAGAACACGCCGGGAGAUGCAGCUGAAGGUGGGGAAAUAAUAGACAAGGAUCUGGAGAGGCUGGAGUCCAUCAAGGCGGCGAUGAUUUCUUCCGCAGUGGGAACCCUAGCGGGCGUACCCAUCUCCGCCUAUCAAGCCACCAGCACCACCCAGUGGGUGGCUCACCUGGCAGUCAUCUUCCUCAGCUGCGCUCUGUUCGGGGUAACCUUCCGCUACACUGUGAGAAGGGACCUGAACAACACUCAGCUCAAGACGGGGACAUGCGCGGCCUUCGGGUUCAUCAAGGGUAACCCACCAUUCUCUGCAAAUUUCUCUAGAUGUGUUGCAGAGGCCCUCUGAAAAGCCCGUUCGUGGCUGUCAAAUUGCAGGGCUCUCGACGGUCGAAGCUGGGAGGGGGGCUUGGGAAUUCAGUGGCAUCGACGGCUUCCUGCAGCUUGCUGCCGAUGGAGCGAUUCAUGUCUCGGAGAGCACAUUCAUCUUCCUCUUCUCAGCCGUGGCUCUGGAUUUCUGCUUCAAAACGAGGGUCUUGAGUCCUGGUCCCAUCAGAAAGUAA
Spirodela intermedia is the source of this 1107-nucleotide messenger RNA. NCBI's taxonomy places the organism in Eukaryota, Viridiplantae, Streptophyta, Magnoliopsida, Alismatales, Araceae. The record is from the annotation of a GenBank genome assembly.